ACAUAUGUUUGUUGUCAAAUUAUCAUCAUCAUCAUUUUGUAGUCAUUUAUUAUGCAAUUAUUCACUACUAGCGAAUAAAUUGAUCUUGUUGCUAAUUGUGUACAAUGUUCUAAAUGAUUUUGACCAUGAUCAUUUUUCAUCGAUAUUAAUACAAGCAUCGACAGUUUCCAAAUUGAAUUGUCCGGCCAGUGAUUAUCAGCCGCUAAAAGUAAUUAGUCACGUGACGCCAAAGAGUAUCAAUUCGGGUUCGUUUACAAAACUGCCGCAACACCGGACACUACUGUCGUGUACGGAAUCCUGUUGUCAGCGACAGUCCUGUAAUGUCGUAUUUUUUCAUAACGACUCAUGUUUUCAUAUUACCUGCCGGUCGAUGAAAUUGUGCGAACCGGUCAAACGGUCGGGCAAUAAGUACUAUAAAACAUCAAUGGUUUUGGUACGCAAUGCCGACAUACCGGAGCCGCAACGCCAACCAACCGGCAACCUGUUUGACGCCGACUAUACAGACAUUAAUGAUGAUGAAUACUCCAACAAUAAUGAUGACGACAAACAACGCCGUGAAGACAGUGUUGUUGGUUUCGGAGACGACUAUCCGAACGAUAUGACUGAGGAGGACACCGACGACGGAAAGGGGACACAAGUAGGUGGAGAUGGAGGAGGAGGAGGCACUCAAUUGGACACAAUUUGCACAAUAGGAUUGAACGAAUGCCAGCAAAACGAAAUGUGCAGAAAAUCUAAUAACCGGCGCCGACAGGGUGUCUGUGUUUGUCGUAAGGGUUGGCAACGAAACGAUAGACACCAGUGCCGACCGCCUCCAACUGUGUCCACGGCUCCGGCGGACGAACGAUUGGCUCUCCAGUAUAGGGAUAGCCAGUCUAGUAGUUCAGAAGCGGCCGGCAGUAGUGAUAGUCAAAUAGCUGUUGGUGAUAGCAGCUCUAGUAGUAGUAGUAGUAGUAGUAGUAGUGAUACCGGUGCCCAAACAAUGAUCUCAAAAAAUAGCAGCUCUGCCAAUAGUGUUAAUACAACAAGUAGUCCAGUUAGCGGUGGUGGAGGUGAUAGCGUUUCAUCGCAUAUGGUGGUAUCGGCCGGUCCUAAUCAAACAAUUCAAUUGCCCAAAGACGAGGUAACCUUAUCGGCAUUUGUGUUGCCGGCGGCUAAUUCUGGCCAUACUUAUCACUACGAGUGGCAACUGAUUAGCAAACCGUCUAAUGGAGACAAUAUGGGCGAUAUGGAGGGCGCCAACACCGACACCAUACGACUGUCCCAUUUGAAAGCUGGUAACUAUACGUUCAGAGUUAGUGUCACCGACAACGAUGUUGUUGUGACUGGCAGUGCCACUGUCAAUGUGACAGUAUUGCCACCGAAACGUAUUAACAAACCGCCUGUUGCGGUCAUACAACCGGCCAACUCGACAGUACAGUUGCCCAACAAAGAUACAGUACUCGACGGUUCGUUUUCUACCGACGACAACAACAAUAAGAUUGUUAAAUACGAAUGGGAAACACUUGUAGUACCGAUCGGCUACAAGAAUAAUCAAUUGCCAUCCAGUCCUACACUGCAGCUAAAAGAUCUGAUGGCAGGCUUUUAUCAACUAAAGCUGACAGUUACCGACACAGACGGUGACACCAAUUCAACCAUUGCCAACAUAACGGUACUCAAAGAGAUUGACUAUCCGCCGACGGCUAAUGCCGGUCACGACCAGAUAAUAUUUCUACCGCAAAACGAGAUUACGCUAAUGGGUAACCAGUCUACUGAUGAUAAGGGCAUAACACUGUGGCAAUGGACCCGAUCGCAGGAGGAGCCAAAAAAUGGUAAACCGAUAGCCGUUGAUAUGGAUGGCACUUCGACACCGUUUCUGCAUCUGUCCAAACUGGAGGUCGGGGUCUAUAAGUUCAUAUUGAAAGUGACCGAUACGUCCAAUCAGACGUCCAAUGCCGAAGUGCAUGUGUUUGUCAAACCUGAGAACAACAGACCUCCCGUAGCCGCAGUCGGUACGGACAUCAUUCGGGUAGAGUUACCGGUAGUCAACAAUAUUGUAUUAGACGGCAGUAAGUCUAACGAUGAUACGGCUAUUACACGGUGGCUGUGGGAACAGAUCAGCGGUCCGAACACAAUAGAAAUAAUAGCGGCCAACGAAUCGAUAGCUUCGUUGUCCACUAAGAUAUAUCCCGGCGAUUACGAGUUUCGGCUAACAGUUUGGGACUCCAAAGAGUCUAACUCAUCGACAACUGUUAAGGUGUCGGUAGUUCAGGCAAAAAACACACCGCCCGUAGCCGUCACAGGUGGCGACCGUACAGUAACAUUGCCGGUCACUGAAGUGGUACUGAACGGCAGUCUUAGCUACGACGACGUCAAAAUUGUCGGCUAUCUAUGGGAGCGGACACCCGAAUCGUUGGCCGGCGGCGAUAUUAUUGGCAACUCAAGCCAUACGCCAUUACUUCGGCUAACAAAUUUGAUUGCCGGCCGCUAUUUAUUUCGGCUGACUGUUACCGACAGUCAGGGCUCACAAUCAUCUCAAGUGGUUUCACUGAUUGUUAAACAAGCUGUCGAUAUGUCCGACGAAAUCGAGUUAAUACUGAACACUGAUAUCAAAACGUUUACCACCGAUCAGGAGUCGACACUUGUUAAACGUCUUGAAUUGUUGUUGACCGCUGAAGGACAACCUAUUCGUGUAGAGUUAGUCGGCUUGACGGCUACUACACAUAGCCAUAGAGUUGUACUGAUAUUUACUGUAAUCAAUACACUGACCGGCAAACGGUUAUCUGGAGUUAAAACUGCUAAACAAUUAAAACAAAAAUUAAAGACCGAUUCGACUCUCAUAACACCUGAUGUGUUGUCCAUUGAAACCGUCGUUUGUCAAAACGACUGUUCAAAUCACGGAACGUGCGAUCAGUACAGCAAACGGUGCUUAUGUGAGGCAUUUUGGAUGGAAGAUCUCAUUAGAUAUCAUUUUGGUGACCGGGAAAGCAAUUGCGACUGGAGUGUACUCUACGUGAUUGUCAUCUCAUUCACAGUUAUUGUCACACUAUUGGCACUAUUCUGGUCAUGUGUUUGCUGUAUAUCGCGUAUGAAAGGCAUAAAACGACCGGUGCUGAGGGGACGCCGAUAUCGUAAGUCUAACCGCAACCGGUAUACACUACUCGAAGACGACAUCGAUCCGGUUAAUGGUACCGAUCGUAUUGAACUGUUGGCCAACAACAAUGUCGGCGGUCAUCAUAAGCUGAACAACACAUAUCUGUCCGGCGGUGGUGUCGGCGACGGUGAUGACGACGACGACGACUCGGAUACGGGCACACAGUCGGACACAUUGUUUGCCAAUACUAACAAUCAUAAUAUACUUAAUAAUAAACUUAAUCUACAGUCCAGUCAGCACCAGAAACGACACCAAAAAUCUCUAAACGGAUUGUUGUCCGAAAGGAAAGUUAGGGCAUAGAGAAGCGCAAACACACAAACAAACAAUACAUUUAAUUGUUUGAUUUGAUUUG
This is a messenger RNA of Oppia nitens, 3482 nucleotides long. Its product is annotated as dyslexia-associated protein KIAA0319-like protein. Bases 5 to 3430 code for a protein of 1141 amino acids. The record is from RefSeq and is a predicted model, not a curated record. The transcript is spliced from 9 exons. Gene Ontology annotation, cellular component: plasma membrane; cytoplasmic vesicle. Lineage: Eukaryota; Metazoa; Arthropoda; Arachnida; Sarcoptiformes; Oppiidae.